AUGGCAAACCCUCGAACAGAGUUAAUCCUCAAAAAAUGUGGAAAAGGGCAUGUGCAAAACAUGCCAAAGUACUACGAGAAUUAUUCGAAAGUCUUGCAAUCAAUGCAAAGGGAGAUGCAGAAGAAAAAGUCUGCUACCGGCGAAGAAGGCAACGUACCUAACCGUGUUUACGUGUUACCGCAGUGCAUGAAUGACCUUUCCACUGAAGAUUGUCACACCUGCUUCUCUAAAAUCAAUACCUUAUUGCCUGGUUGCUUUCCAUCAGCCAGUGGUCGUGUCUUUUUCGAUGGCUGCUGCAUCAGGGUCGACAAUUAUAGUUUCUUUCAUGAAUCCACUUCGUCUGAUGAUACGUCGAGAUGCAGUGAUUCCCAGGAUGGUUCGAAGCAAUUUUUAAGCAUGGCACACAUUGUGAUUGAUAAGUUGGUACACAAGGCACUGGAUAACAAAGGCUAUACAGUGUGGCAUGCGACAUCUUAUGGUAUACCAGUCUAUGGUAUGGAAAAUUGCUGGGAGAUGUUGGAAUCUAGCUCCUGUGCCUCUUGCCUGGAAGAUGCAAAGAAAAGUCUUAUAAGGUGCUUGCCAGCAGUAGAGGCGCAUUCACUCAAUGCUGGCUGCUUUUUGCGUUACUCAGAUUAUGACUUCAUUAACAAGGAAGGUUUAUUGUCAAAUGAAGAUGGGGUUUUUGUAUACCUCUUGUAUGUUCUUGGUGCAGUUGGCAUCUGUUUAUUGGCAAUCCUCUCAGGAUGUUUUUCAGGCAAAUUCAUCUACACCCUACGCCAAAAUAAUAUAAAGGGAUUGGAUAUGGACUUAACAGUAAUGAAGAUGAGCUUUCGUUUCAGAUAUACAACACUGAAAAAAGCUACUGAAGGCUUCAGUGAAGCCCACAAGAUUGAUCAAGGAGCAUUUGGUGAGGUAUUUAAGGUAAGUGCAUUCCUUCAAGCUUCUUCUUUGAAUUCUGCUUUUCAUGUAUUAUAUUGUUCGCUUCUCUGGUUUGAGUGGGGAAUCUUGCCAGAUGGUAGAGAAAUGGCCAUAAAACGGUUAUUUAUAGCAGGCAAGCUUCGAGUUCAGGAGGUCUGCAAUGAAGUGGAUGUCAUUGGUCAAGCCCAACACAAGAACUUAGUUCGCUUCCUUGGUUGUUGCUUUACUGAUGAAGACGGUUUCCUUGUCUAUGAAUUCCUCGCAAACAAAAGCCUUGACCUCAUGUUAUUUGGUAUGCUAUCAAAAAUAACAGCAAAUCUCAAUCUCCUCUGA
This is a messenger RNA of Ilex paraguariensis (yerba mate), 1251 nucleotides long. The record is from the annotation of a GenBank genome assembly. NCBI's taxonomy places the organism in Eukaryota, Viridiplantae, Streptophyta, Magnoliopsida, Aquifoliales, Aquifoliaceae.